AUGGGUCGUGUUUUGCUUAAAGUUAUCAUCCUUGGCGACAGUGGAGUCGGCAAGACUUCACUUAUGAAUCAAUAUGUCAAUAAGCGGUUCAGCAACCAAUACAAAGCUACUAUCGGUGCUGACUUUCUCACUAAGGAAGUUAUGGUAGAUGACCGGUUAGUUACUAUGCAGUUAUGGGACACCGCCGGGCAGGAACGCUUUCAAUCACUAGGAGUUGCGUUCUAUCGAGGAGCUGAUUGUUGCGUCCUUGUGUACGACGUGAACAGCGCAAAGUCAUUUGAGACCCUGGACAGUUGGCGCGACGAGUUUCUUAUUCAAGCCAGCCCUCAUGACCCGGAGAACUUUCCUUUCGUUGUCCUAGGCAAUAAGAUUGAUGUUGAAGAGAACAAGAGACAGGUUACCCAGAAGCGUGCCAUGACAUGGUGUCAGUCCAAAGGGAAUAUUCCUUAUUUCGAAACAUCGGCCAAGGAGGCCAUCAACGUUGAGCAAGCCUUCCAGACGGUUGCUAAGAAUGCUCUGCAACAAGAGGCGGAAGAACAAUUGUAUGUCGACUACCCGGAUCCAAUUCAACUCGACUCGGAAAGUUCGCAAAGUUAUGGAUGCAACUGUUAAUACCCUUUCAUGCGCAGACAUAUCUCUCACUUGUUAUUCCGGCGGCUUCAUUCCUACUUGCGACCUAAUAUUCGUACAUGUCAUUUCAUCUCUUUUUUGCUCCUCACGUAAUGUCAUCCUAUAUUCUGGACGCUGUGGACCAUGAUAUAUCAUGCAUAAUUCGUAUGCAUAUUUUGUGACGUACAUUGGCGCCAAGUGAACCGUCAGCUGAAUACUCCACUAGGAUGACGCACAACUAUCGUCCUCCGAGCCGCUUUCAGUACUCCUCGUUUUUAGGAUCACGCGCA
This is a messenger RNA of Desarmillaria tabescens, 899 nucleotides long. RefSeq names its product small GTPase superfamily. The record is from RefSeq and is a predicted model, not a curated record. Gene Ontology annotation, molecular function: GTP binding; GTPase activity. Gene Ontology annotation, biological process: regulation of vacuole fusion, non-autophagic. The coding region runs from base 1 to 612 and encodes 203 amino acids. Gene Ontology annotation, cellular component: phagocytic vesicle; vacuole; late endosome. NCBI's taxonomy places the organism in Eukaryota, Fungi, Basidiomycota, Agaricomycetes, Agaricales, Physalacriaceae. The transcript has 7 exons.